UUCAACCUCAUAAAUGUUGCAACCUUGCAAAGUAUGGUCAUGUAUGGUGCUGAGCGCGAUACGUAGAGAAUAAGAGAAUACGCCAUCGCUGGGUUAUGUUCGUGAUAUUGCCAAAUUAAACGGUUUAUGGAUGACAAAUCUUACGUUUGAGAGGCAGGACAAAAAAAUUUCAUCCGGGUUUAGGGUUAAGCUGCUGUGGCACAUACGGUGAAUUCAACGCAAUUCUCGAAAAUUGAGCUACAUUAGUAAUAUAUGUUGAAUGGACAAUAAUAAGAUCAGGAUAUAUACAUGUGUUAACCAUGUCUAUAAUAUUUGAUUUUCUGAAGAAGAUCUUCGGAUGGGUAGAUGAAGGUUCUAAGAAACGGAAAGCUGAGGACUGUAACUUUGAAGAAGAAUAUAUAACAUCUAAGAAAUUUAAAUCCAAUUGUAAUAUAGCUCGUACAAUGGAACAGUAUUUUACCAUUGAUGACAGUGAUGACGAUGAUAUUAUAUACAUGGGUGAGCAGAAAUGCUCAUCGAUAAAACCAUGCGCACAGAUGAACGGUACUCAUAAGAAGCAACCGCAAUCUUUCGAAUAUUACAAAACUCCCACUUGUAAGUCUACUUGCUUUAUGUUGCAUCACAAUAAACCGACAACGGAGCACUUUUUUCAUCACAAACAUAGGAUGCCGGAUAUCUAUCACAAGUCUCCCACAUUAUCAAAAACUAAUCAAUUAAAAGAGAAAUAUCAAUAUGAAGAAAUGCUUCAAAAUCUGUUUCCAAAUAGGAUACAGGUAUUUACAGAUAAACCUGCGCGCAAACCCAUAGAAGUUAUCGACUUAGAAAAGCAACCAGAAAUCAUGACAUCCAGCAAGAUUCAAUCAUCUGUCGCUAACUUGUCUAAAAUAUCGACGUCAUGCCAUAAUAGAGUUUGCAUGUCAAAUUAUUCUAGGACAGAUAAAGAAAAAGUUCCUACUUUAAAUUACUGCAAGAAAGGUAUUACGGCGUAUCAGCAAUCCAAUAGAGUAAUUACAAUUGAUAGACCCAGUACCAGUGGAUUAGCGAAAACUACGCCAAAGUUACCUGUCGAAGUUGUUGCAACUAACUCAUUGCGUGACGAGCUAGCUGCGAAACCCGUCAUGAGACAAGACUUUAUCCCGCAAGUUACUAAGAGAUACAACGAACGGAUUGAGCAACGGCACAGAGAGGCUGAAGAACUGAAGAAGAUGACAUGCGUCUUGUCGAAGCACAAUAGAUAUGCACGAGAAGCAGCUCUGGAAGAACAAUUGGCACGUUCUAUGAAAUUAUACCUGGCUGUCCUAGAUGAUAGAGAGGAGCAGGAAGAGCCAGCUUUGCCGACGUUGACCAAUGAGAUGUUGAAAGAAGUGAGAAGCGCCAUUAUACCAUGUCCUCCAGGCGAGGUUCUUGCAGAAGGUUUUGGUCUAAGGCUCACGCGAAAAGAUCUUUGCACGCUAGCCGACUUAAAUUGGCUAAACGAUGAAGUAAUAAACUUCUAUAUGAAUCUAUUAAUUGCCAGAGGCACGUCUUCCGACAAGUAUCCAAAGGUGCACGCAAUGAAUACAUUUUUUUAUCCAAAACUUCUAUCGGGUGGUCACUCGUCUCUGAAGCGAUGGACCAGAAAAGUAGACAUAUUCGCGCAGGAUCUUGUAGUUGUGCCGAUACAUCUGGACAUUCACUGGUGUAUGUCAAUAAUAGAUUUCAGGAAUAAAUCGAUUGUUUAUUAUGACAGUAUGGGCGGUAGUAACCCAAAAUGUUUAGCCACAUUAAAACAAUAUUUACAGGAUGAGAGUUUAGACAAAAAGAAACAAUCUUAUGAUAUGAGCGACUGGAAAUUGCAAUCAGCCAAGAACAUUCCACAACAGAUGAAUGGCAGCGAUUGUGGCGUAUUCUCUUGUAUGUUUGCCGAAUAUGCCUGCGCAAAUAAGAAGAUAACGUUUACACAGGAUGAUAUGCCGUACUUUAGGAACAAAAUGGUUUAUGAGAUAUUGAAGGGUAAACUUUUGUAAGAAGCAUCAAUUACUGCUUCAAUAAAUUAAAAAAUGGCCAAUGUUAGCGAGGAGCUUCAAACUAAUGGUAAAGCUAUAUUGUAAUAAAACUCAAGCAGUUUAAUGCAUUGGAGAAUUCUUCUUCACGUACCCUGUCUUCGCAGGACAUUGGCGAUCAGCAGCAUGAUCUUCACUUUGUCUACCACUGUUCUAAAGAGAGACGUGGUACUAAGUUCAAACCACUGUCGGAGAUUCUUCAUUGGAGAAAAUUUGUUUGGAAAAUAACACAAAUAUCACCUAUUAUUCUUGGAAAAAAAAGAAUAGAAAAAGGGAGAAACUUUCCUAAUGUCCUUUCUGCAAUCAAUUGUGUGCUUU
Trachymyrmex septentrionalis is the source of this 2360-nucleotide messenger RNA. Its product is annotated as sentrin-specific protease 1-like. Gene Ontology annotation, biological process: protein desumoylation. Gene Ontology annotation, cellular component: nucleus. Bases 300 to 2006 code for a protein of 568 amino acids. Gene Ontology annotation, molecular function: deSUMOylase activity. The transcript is spliced from 2 exons. The record is from RefSeq and is a predicted model, not a curated record. Lineage: Eukaryota; Metazoa; Arthropoda; Insecta; Hymenoptera; Formicidae.